UCGCGUGCCGGAUUCCCUAGGCGAGCAGCGGCGGCGGCGGCGGCGGCGGGGCAGAGCCCCUAAACCAUGGCCGAGUCACAAGAGCUGCUGCUGCAGCUGCAGAAGGACAACCGCGACGGGCGACUACGGAAGCAGGAGCUGGAGGAGCUAGUGCGGGGGCUUGAGGCCGAGAGCGAGAGCCUCACCGGGCGCCUGCAGGACCUGCGGGAGCGUGAGCGCAGCCUACAGCGGAAGCGAAGCCAGGCGGCGCGGGCCCAGAGAGGGGAGGCGCGCGAGGCGGCGCGGGAGCGCGCGGAGCGCGCGCGCGCGCUGCUGGAAGCGGCGGAGCAGCACAAGCAAGACUUGGAGCAACACAACCGGCAGCUGCAGGAGCAGUGGGAGGAGCUGUCAAGUCAGCUCUUCUACUACGGAGGGGAACAACUGAGUCAACAGCGCGCAGAACAGCAACUCGGGACCCAACUGAUGGCUUUGCAGAAACAACUGGAGAUGGUGGAGGCCAAGCACGCCAAGCAGGCCGAGGGCCUGCGGCAGGGCGUGCAGCGGACGGAGGAGGCUUGGGCCAGCUUUCAGGAGCAGAGCGGAGUCCUGCAGGAGCUGCAGGGAAAGGUGAUGGAGGCGGCGGCUACGCUGGACGCCUCGAGGGGCGGCCCGGAACUGUGCGACUCCCAGCCUCGACGGAUGCAGGACUGCGCGGGCUCGCUCAUGGAAGAGGUGGCCAAGGCUGACUGUGAGAGGCGGCUUUUCGGCGGCACCUGCGGAGCGGGCCUCAGGCUGUGGGCUCUGGGCGCGCUGCAGACGCUGCUGUUGCUCCCGCUUGGUUUCCUGGCGCUGCCUAUGCUCUGCCUGAUGCUGGUGAACCCCUCCGCCCUCCGCGGGGGGCUCCCGCGCUUCGACUUGGACGCAGCCUUCCGCGGUUUGCGCUACACUCUGUCCCCGCUGCUCCAACUGCGCGCGCGCGGCCUGCUGCCCGCCUAACGCGCAUCAUGCCGGCCGUGGCCACAAGCACUAAGCACUUCUGUCUCCUGUGUGGUUUCUGGGCGCCUGGGGGGAGGCCGAGGGGAGACUCCUGGGGUGGGGGGUGUAAUGUGUCGCUCGGCCCAGCGGCCCUGGCACCUCCGGCGCAGAGGGUGCUGGGCCUUCCAGGCGGUGCUUAAGUUUGCAGAGGCUGUCCCGGGCGCCUCUCGGCGGAGCCCGCGACUCGGGAGUGAGCAGGGUGCGUCCUCGUCUGACACCUUGGGCUUGCUCGCACCAAGGAGCUCCCGGGAGGGGUCCCCUUUCCUACAGCCCCUGCUGCCACGCCUGAGCCAACUCGGAAGUUGGCCAGUAUCUUUUGCUAAACUUGCUUUUUCCCUGCUAGUGAGCCUGGGGGUAGGGGGAGCAGGCCGGUCAAGUCCUCUCCGUGGAGAUCCGUGGUUCCUCUGGCCCGGCUGCAUGGGGGUGAUUUAGUUCCCCACAGUACCUCUUGUUUUUUUUCAGGGUCGGUUCUUCUCGGUGCGGGUCCAGGCAUUCCUCUCCUGUGGUCCGCCCCGCUUUCCGGGAGUCCCAGCCCUGCUGGCAGUGCACGUGCAACUCACCACUGCAGUCUUUGUGAGGACUCGUCUUUUUACUCAUGUGAAAUGCUCUGCUUAGUGGAAAUGAUGAACCUUGAGUUUCAUUUUGCCCUACUUUUACCCGUUACAUUUUUUGGUAGUAAAAUUGUUCCGUGUAUCUCCUUGUUGCCGGCGCGGCACACAGGUUUUUGCUGUGGCCUCCAAAUAAUCGUUUUCUUAUUGAUUUGUUGGUGCUUUUUUAGUCUUUUGGGAGUUAAAUUUGUUUAUGUAAUCCUGUGUAUAAAAUUCUGUCAAAUUUAA
Molecule: messenger RNA, 1850 nt
Organism: Felis catus (domestic cat)
Lineage: Eukaryota; Metazoa; Chordata; Mammalia; Carnivora; Felidae
Gene: TMEM191C
Product: transmembrane protein 191C
Exons: 10
Coding region: 67-975 (302 amino acids)
Source: RefSeq, a predicted model, not a curated record